Molecule: messenger RNA, 1116 nt
Organism: Chaetura pelagica (chimney swift)
Lineage: Eukaryota; Metazoa; Chordata; Aves; Apodiformes; Apodidae
Gene: PKIA
Product: protein kinase (cAMP-dependent, catalytic) inhibitor alpha
Exons: 2
Coding region: 24-254 (76 amino acids)
Biological process (GO): negative regulation of cAMP-dependent protein kinase activity
Cellular component (GO): nucleus; cytoplasm
Molecular function (GO): cAMP-dependent protein kinase inhibitor activity
Source: RefSeq, a predicted model, not a curated record
UGCUAUGUGGAUACUUGUUAGCAAUGACUGAUGUGGAAUCUACAUAUGCAGACUUUAUUGCUUCAGGAAGAACAGGUAGAAGAAAUGCGUUACAUGACAUACUUGUGUCCUCUCCAGGUGGGAACUCUAGUGAACUAUCCUUAAAGUUAUCAGAGCUUGACAUAAACAAAUCAGAAGGAGAAGGAGAUGCACAACGAAAUCCAACUGAGCAAACGGGAGAGGCCCAAGGGGAGACAGCAAAGCAAGAAAGCUGACAUCCAACUUUGACCGACUGGAACAGCUGCUGGAUGUUUUCAGACUACAAGCGCGUGCUGGAACAAAUUUGUUUCCAUGAGCAAGCUGGUGGAAAAGAGAGUGCAUGUGUCUUCACUGCUGGAACCCAUUCAACACAAUGCUAAAAAUGGGGGUACAAGCUGUGGCAGAAGACAGAUUUUUCUCUACCUCUGUCAUUAGCAAUGGUUGAACAUGUAUUGAUUUUUUGGGAUAGUGUCAUCAGAUGGAUCCCUUCAUAAUGACUACUUGAUGGGAACACUUCUAGAAGGUAGAACAGGUAAAUCUUGUAGCAAAUGGCCUUUGAAAUGUUAGAGGAUCUAAUUGUGUAUCUUUAGCAAAGGCUUAUGUGAUCCUCAGAGUUUAAAAUUCUCUGGCCAAAGUGUUCACCCAUUAAAAGAACUGUAAAGAAAGCACUGUUUUUAGAAUUUUGAGUCUGUUUGACAGCUGUUAUUUACAAUGUUUUUUGUAUUGUACAACUUAAAUGCUCCACACUGCCCCUUCUCAACUGCUUAUGAAGAAUAUUUCUGUUACUGUGAAUUUUUCUACCACGCAUUUUGAAAGGGCUGUUUUUUUGCAUAAUGUGGUGAUGUGCACGAUAGAUUUAAAAAGUCAACUGCUAAAUUGAUCAUGCCUAAACCUAAAUUACUCAGCAACACUCUUAAUUUGUUACUAGAUGAGCCUUCAAAAUGAUUUGUUAAUGUGAAUAGUUCAGUGUUUUUUGUGUCCUUGGUACAGUUUUGCCACUUGCCUGUAGUUAGUUGCAUAUCAGAGACGCAAAUUUAAUCUUCUAUGUUCUUCUUCCCCAUUUUUCUAAUUUUACUUCCAAUUUCUUAACCUUUCUCC